Theileria parva strain Muguga is the source of this 1224-nucleotide messenger RNA. RefSeq lists its product as hypothetical. The record is from RefSeq and is a predicted model, not a curated record. Lineage: Eukaryota; Apicomplexa; Aconoidasida; Piroplasmida; Theileriidae. The transcript is spliced from 2 exons. Gene Ontology annotation, molecular function: GTPase activity. Bases 162 to 1181 code for a protein of 339 amino acids.
UUUCAUGUUUCACACUUUAUUUUAUUAAAAUUAUAACGAAAAUCUGUAAAUUAUAUAAAAUUUAUAAACUAUUGUAGAUUAUUUUUUUUAUUUAGCGUUUUUUGUAAAUUAUAAUAGAUUCCCAUAUGUAUCACUAAAUCGCCCUAAUAAAUGUUAAAAACAUGAGAUAUGCCCAGAUAGUCUUGGGUCCUGCUGGGAGUGGGAAAACUACCUACUGCAAGGUGUUCCAGGACUAUCUAUUUUCCUGUAAAAGGAACUGCUACAUAGUUAACCUUGACCCAGCAACAGAGGACGGCUUGGAAUUUGAAAAUGAGAAAAACAAAAAUAAAACCAAUUCAAGCAAAUCUAGUAACGGUAAAGUCAACCCUUUUGAUACUGAUAUUCGGGAUUUUGUCGAUAUUGGAUCAAUAAUUGAGGAGGAGGACUUAGGACCAAACGGCGCUUUGGUGAGGAGCUCAGAACUUCUGGCUGAAAAUUUAGAGUGGCUUUCAGAACAACUUGAAUCAACUUACUCCGACGAGUCCUAUCUUUUGUUUGAUACACCGGGUCAAAUCGAGUUAUUUCUCCACAUUCCAUACGUAAAGACUAUUUCUGAGCUCUUGAAACGCCUAAAUAUUAAUUGCUUGGCUGUUUACCUAUUGGACGUCUCAUUCAUGAAUGACCCUGCCAAAUUGAUUUCAGGCUCACUUGCAGGACUUGCUGCCAUGGUUAAUCUUGAAAUGCCUCACAUAAAUGUUUUAUCAAAGUGUGAUUUAAUCUGUGAUCGUAACAACAAGAUUUCUAGGAACCCGUUCAUUGACGUAACAAGCAGUACCUUCGGAUUUUCACCAAAUGAUCUCCAGUUUCAAAAAUUACACAUAUCUAAUCCUAUUUCAAACCCCGAUGACCCUGAAUUUGACCCAGAUUCAGAUAAAAUGGAUUAUUCUGAGUUUUACGAGGUUGUAAAUAAGUCUAGCAAUGAUCUCAUCGACAGUUUGGAUAAACACCUUCCCAAGACUUACAGAAGACUCAAUGUGGCAUUUGCCUCACUUUUGGAGGAUUUUGAUCUCGUUUCAUUCAUGCCUCUUAACAUAAACGAUGAGGAAUGCUUGGAACAGCUUUUAGUAGCUACGGACGUCGCAUUACAAUUUGGUGAGGAGGCUGAACCUUCAGCUAAAUUCGACCUAUCUGAUACUAUUUAAUCUUGUCAAUUUUAAUUUUAAACUAAUUUUUAUAAUAAAUAAA